Messenger RNA from Yarrowia lipolytica CLIB122, 1236 nucleotides. RefSeq lists its product as uncharacterized. The record is from RefSeq and is a predicted model, not a curated record. Gene Ontology annotation, biological process: proteolysis. Lineage: Eukaryota; Fungi; Ascomycota; Dipodascomycetes; Dipodascales. Gene Ontology annotation, molecular function: aspartic-type endopeptidase activity.
AUGAUCCAACUACUCACGCUCGCUUCUCUGGCCUCAGCGGCUCUUCUGGAGGCCCCCAUUGGCUACCACCAAGUGGCCGGACAGAACUUCAACACCGUCAAACUAUCAGUGGGCUCGCCGGCCCAAUCGCUGACUCUGGUACUCGAUACGGGAUCUUCAGACACGUGGAUGCCGGCCCCAAAUGUGUCCGGCGCUCUCGAUUCUUUCGACCCCACAAAAUCAUCAACAUUUGCCUACAGACAACCCCAGCAGUAUUUCGCCAUGAGGUACGGGGACGGGGCCUACGCAGGGGGCCACUGGGGCAGUGAUACCGUGUCGGUGGGUGCGGCGGAGGUCUCCGGCAUGUCUGUCGCCGUUGUGGUGGACACAAACACAGAAAUUGGCACCUUUGGCCUUGGUCCGCCGGAGUUGUCGUCUUCUUUGAUUCCCAAAUUCAACCAGCCGACGUUUAGUUACGAUAGUUUUAUGGAUUUGUUGGGGAGAUCAAGUGGAGGAUUGAGCGAGUCAUCACAAUCCUUUUUCCUGGAUUCAGCUCGUUCCACAAUGGUAUUUUCCACAUGGCUGGCCGGCUCUGAACGCACCGGAGUGCUCACUUUUGGCGGUUAUGACAAGAGUCGAUACCACGGAGAACUGAACUGGGUGCCGAUUGUUUCGGGAAUUCAUUAUCAGGUCCAGAGCGAGACUAUUGCAGUCAAUGGCGACAUCUAUCCUCAUCCUGGCAUCUAUCAUAUUGAUACCGGGGCUGAGAGUCUUCAUCUGCCGCAAAAGUUGUUUGAACUAGUCGUACGGCAGUUUGGAGGAGCCGUCACUGCCGGCGGCAUGAUUCCUUGCAAUUCGUCUCUUCCCGAAGGCUCUAUCACGUUCCGAUUUGGCCACGGGUACAUUUCUGUUCCGCUUUCCGACCUGGUCAACCCGCUCACUUUUGGAGGAAAACCAGCGCGGGACGAACUUGACCGCGAAAUUUGUCGAUUCGGAGCUCAGCCAAGCUCUGCCCUCGUUCUUGGAGGAGCCUUUUUGAGAUCGGCAUAUGUGGUUUUCGACUGGGAAAAACAGAGAAUUGGUCUGGCCCAGGCUAAGACGACCGUGGGAGAUUCGAGAGAUUUUGUGGUGGUCAAAAGGGGUCUGAAAGGCGCCAACAGUUCGACAAUGGGUCUUCCCCUUCAGGCCAACGAAGCGAGAGGUGUCGAUAGAUCGGGUCUUCUUAUGGUCGUUGGAAUGUUGUUUCUUUUUAUGUAA